UGUGUGUGUAAGUGUGUGUGUGUUUGCCGGCUGGAAUUUCGCCCUCUGACGUCACUGCCUGUUACUCUCCCAGAUUUGGGAAAAAGAAGUUUCACUUUAAGUGGGGAUUUGAAACUCUGUGAUUCCUAGAAAGCGAGGUCUGUGAUCAGCUGGUGAUUCAUUUUUACAUCUGAAAAAAAAUUGCAAGAUUUCUCAACUCCAGAAACAUGUGGGGUGGACAUAAUGAUGGUGACCAGCAAGGUCAUGUGAGUGCUCGAAUGGAGACCAGCUUACCCAUGGGUACAACCAGCAUUUCUAUAUCCCAGCAGCAGGCUCCGAAAAAGUUUGCUCCUGUUGUGGCUCCUAAACCCAAGUUCAACCCUUAUAAACAACCUGGGGAUGCAACACACGAGGGUGACUAUCCUCCACCUCCUCCACCUGUGGUUGACCCCAGUGGGCUGCCCUCCCCUUCUAGCUUCCCACCUCCUCCACCCAUGGAUGAGACUUCUCUUGGCUUUCAGAUAAAAGGACCUGAGAAAACUCUAGAAGAGAGACGCUCCAGUCUGGAUGCUGAGAUUGAUUCGCUGACCAGUAUCCUGGCUGACCUAGAGAGCAGUUCACCUUAUAAACCGCGCACACAGCAGAAUUCUGCCAGUCCUGCUGCAACAGGCUCUACCGCCCCUGUUACAGGCUAUCGGCGCAUGGUGAUUCCAACCCAACCCCCUCUUACCGCCACCAAGAAAUCCACCCCGAAACCACAGGCGCCUCAAAACGUCACUCCACCAGCUUCAUCUUCUCCAAGACCCCAGUACCAGCCUGCACCCCAGCCUGUUCCAGCAUCCUACACCACCGCCUCCACACCGAGCCAGCCCACCUUCAAUGUUCAGGUGAGGGCUGCUCAGCCUGCCCCUCAGCAGCAACCGGUGCGUGGUCCAGGACAGGUACAGUACAUGCCGGCUCAACCCAGAGCUCCAGAAUUCGCAUAUGGGCCUCCACAACCUGGAUUCUGCCCUGCUCCAUCUGGAGGCUACCAGGACCAGCAUUAUGGUGGAGCUCCUGGUUAUGGAGGACAGAACACAUGGAGGGCUGAACCGAGCCACCACCCUGCUCCAACACCCAGCCAAGGGUACCAGCCCGCUCCUCCCAAAAAAACCUACAUCACUGACCCUCCUGCCAGCCUGGCACCCUUCGCUGGUGGGUCCUCUGCUCCUCAUAAGGGUCGUCCAGAGGAGGAACUGGACCGCUUGACUAAGAAGAUGCUGUAUGACAUGGAUAAUCCCCCAUCUGAGGAGUAUUUCGGUCGGUGUUCAAGCUGUGGGGAGAAUGUGGUUGGAGAGGGCACAGGUUGUACCGCCAUGGACCAGGUCUUCCAUGUGGACUGCUUCAUCUGCAUGACCUGUGGCUCUAAGCUAAGAGGGAAGCCCUUUUAUGCCGUGGAGAAGAAGGCUUACUGUGAACCCUGCUAUAUC
Molecule: messenger RNA, 1448 nt
Organism: Danio rerio (zebrafish)
Lineage: Eukaryota; Metazoa; Chordata; Actinopteri; Cypriniformes; Danionidae
Gene: lpp
Product: LIM domain containing preferred translocation partner in lipoma
Cellular component (GO): cytoplasm; anchoring junction; nucleus
Source: RefSeq, marked provisional